AUGGAGAGUACUCAAAAAUGUUUUUCAGACGACUUCAAUGUUGGAUAUGAGUUAAAAAGUACUAAAGAAGUUCCUGUUACAAGAACAGAAACAGCAACGAUAGCAACCACAAAUACAACAACUAGUAAUACUGCUACGUCAAUUAAUUCUAAUCGUGUCAUUUUAAAUCCGACAAAUAAUCUUGCUUGUUUAAGUCAAGCAAUUGUUGAUAUUGAACAUGUUUUAUACAAAAACUGUAUUGAACUUAAUCAGCAUGAAGAAAAGUUAGUUGCGUUGCUGGAAAGAUCAGAAGCUAUGGAAAAGAACGCCAAACAAUUCAAGAAGAUGAACAAAAAGUUAAUUCGGCUGAAAAUGAAACGCAGUCUCCUCAUCACAGGAUCAAUCGUCUUUGGCUCAUUAAUAUUACUGGUAGUGAUACUUUCAUUUGUCAUGUAACAUAUAUGUAUAUC
Molecule: messenger RNA, 449 nt
Organism: Trichobilharzia szidati
Lineage: Eukaryota; Metazoa; Platyhelminthes; Trematoda; Strigeidida; Schistosomatidae
Source: the annotation of a GenBank genome assembly